This is a messenger RNA of Lytechinus variegatus (green sea urchin), 6758 nucleotides long. RefSeq names its product somatostatin receptor type 5-like. Gene Ontology annotation, biological process: G protein-coupled receptor signaling pathway. Lineage: Eukaryota; Metazoa; Echinodermata; Echinoidea; Temnopleuroida; Toxopneustidae. Gene Ontology annotation, cellular component: plasma membrane. Bases 614 to 1729 code for a protein of 371 amino acids. The transcript has a single exon. The record is from RefSeq and is a predicted model, not a curated record. Gene Ontology annotation, molecular function: G protein-coupled receptor activity.
AAAUAUAUGAAUCUCAAAUUCCAAUGAAAACAAAGUAACUACCAGUUCCCCAUGAAAUGAUGUAUGCAUUUCUCCUCUCCAUUCUAUGACGCGUCCUUGUUUCUUAGGGUGAAGGUCGACUGUGAAAAGAUAAACACAAUUCUAUUUUUAAUCAUAUUGAUUUUAUUUUCUUAAAGGUUGACUGUGAAAUAUAAUGUAGGACCUUAAAUAUUGCUAAACGGCUUUAAGCGCUCAUAGAAAAAAAACACCAGCAGACCGUUUAACGUAAAUUGCGAUUAGGCGAAUAGAGACGUGGCCUCCGCAGAAAGCUUGGAAGCCAAUUGAAACGCGCCUCUACCUUGUGCGGUGACUGUGAUACGCACAACUGACCAAUGAGAGAUGUGGAGCGUGAAAUCAUGUACAGGCGCAUGCGCUGAAUGAUCCCAUAUCCUGUGUUUUCGCUGAUUACUCGUACAACUUCAGUGACGAGAGUGAUUUGCAAGUAUCUAGUGCCUUGUUGGUGUCUCCUCCAUUCACUUCAUGACUUGGUGGUGUUUUUAUAUAAAGCGCAUCCUCUUACCAUGCCCACUUUAGAAAGUUCAGAGCGUUAGGAGAGAAGCACAACGAUUCACUCAUGGAUCUCGAUUGCGAGGACAGUUUUAACAUUACAAUUGAAGAUGUCCCUUACAUGACAUAUGGACCGGGACACGUCUUUUACAUCGCGGCGUUUCUCCCUCUUCUCUUGGUGGUCGGUGUGCUUGACAACCUCGCCUUCAUCUAUGUCGUGCUUAAAAUCCCUCGGAUGCGAACUUGUACUAAUUGCUACCUUCUGAAUUUGGCGAUUUCUGACAUCAUUUUUCUUUUGAUGGCAAUUGGAGAGAAAAUUUGGCGAUUUGCUGUCUCACCGAUUAGGGAUGAUGAUGGCCCUAUGGGUCGGAGUGGUUGUAUCUGGGUAUUCCUCUUCUCUGACACAGCUUACAUUGCUUCAUUGUUCUUCAUUACCCUCGUGUCUGUUGAACGGUUCUGCGCAGUAUGUCGUCCACAGAAGAAGAGUGAAACGAGUAAAUUUUACAAAACGGCAGUUGUAACUGUAGCCUCUUGGAUUAUAUCGGCCAUAGCGUCUGCAUCAUUAACACCGUCCAAUCUCUUUUUAAAUAAAUUCUGUAUAUCAUGGCCUCCUGGGGAGCAAUUUGCCGGCUAUCCGGAAUCAUUCGCGUUGUGUCAUCCCUUACAUGAAUGGAUUAGUGCCUAUGCACAAGGUAUGCAGACCAUCCCUUUCUUUAUUUCUCUCGUUGUUAAUGUAGUGCUUUACAUCGAGAUCAUCCGAGGUUUGAACAGGUCAAUAGAAAGGUUGCGAGUUCAUGGAGGAACCAAAGACAACGACACAAAAAUGAGAGAUCAAGUGGCGAGAAUGCUCGUGAUAAAUGGUGCAUUCUUCUUCUGUUGUUUAGCUCCUUUCGAGAUCGUCUCUGCAUUGAACAUGAUUGCUUCACUGUCAGGGGACGACUUCAUCGGGGAUUCGAAAACACAGGAAGUGCUCUCUUAUACCGGUAGGUCUCUUUCCUACAUCAACGCUGUCAUCAAUCCAAUCAUUUACACCUUAAUGAGUAAUCGUUAUCGGGACGCAUUCAAGCAAGCAUUCCACAUUAACACAUCGGGUUCAUCACGGCGGUUACCUUCAAGCAAGUCAACCACUCAGGCUACUACCCAGGAGUACCUUAAAAUAAGCCAAGCCGACACUAGAAUGUAAAUACUUCCUGAAUUAUCUCUGAUGCUGAUUCUCAGUGUAGACAUGUGUCUUGGAAUAUGAUUCAGUACGCCCUGUUGAGCAAAAAUAGUACAAAAGUCACGUAUUGAAACCACACUUUCUGCUGGAAGUACGCUACGCAGUUUCUAGUCGCAUUGUUUAUUCCGGACCUUCGCUCUGCGAAAUGAUCGGUGUAAAGCCUGAAACUUUAUUGACAUUUCUCUCCAGCUCUCUAUCUUACUUAUCCCGGACGCUGACAUUUGCUGUGCUGAGCAAUGGAAAUGUAGCCGAAAGCCAGAUCAAUAUGCCGGUGAAUACUCGAGAGGUCGCCAGCUGGGGUCCUUAGUCUACAGGGCACUUACACGAAUCUUCCUUUUUGUAUCCUGGAGGUUUUAUUUGAAUGCUGUCCUUGAAAUGAAAGCUGCAAAUAAAUAUAUUUGCCCUUACAAAAGAUAUGGGUAGUUGCCUGUCACAAGAAACGGUGACCUUUGCUAGAUUCCGUUGCUAUCAAGACAAGGAAAAAGUUACACAUUAUCAUUGUUUUGAAGUGCAGUGAUAUUGAAUCAUGGAUGUACAUCCAUGAUCAAUACUAAAACAACAAUAUCAUUUUCAACUGCUAGUUGACGGGCAAUUGUUUUUUCAAGAAGGAAGAUGUGAGCGGACAAAACGUAAACACGGAGCUGGCUAGAUAUAUCAGCUGUUAGAAGUGAAUAGAAUCUUCAAAGAAAGAGAAAAAAAUUAUGGAGAAGCCCACGCUUUGCAGUUCUUUUCUCACCCCUGAAACGUUGACAGAGACAACGAAAUCAAUUGGAAGGUUUUGAAUUUUUAGAAGGCAAAGAAUUUUGAUUCAGACGAUGAUUGACCUUUUUGCAAAAUAAUGUUUCCCCCUUUGGAAAACAUUGAAUCCCUUCCUACUGAUUAAAAAAGAGAGAACCGGGGGACAAACUUGAAAUGGAAGAGGCUUAACAUCUUCAGAGCAAUGCAAAGACAUUUGUAGUGUGGACGAAGGGAUGCUACAUGGAGAGUUUGCAGCAUUUUAAAUAUACUCUUUGAUAAUAUUAAUAUCUUAGAUUAUAUCUAUAAAAGUCAAAGACGAAUUAAAUUUUGUACAGGAAUAUGCAUUGUGAUUAAAAUUUUGUAUGAUAAGUAAAAAAAAUAUGUAUAUCAAUUUUGAGAAAAUCAUCACUAAACCCGCAUUUUACUUAUAUUUCAUGGAUAUAUUGUAAAGUGUAACAUUGGUUUUUCAGCAAGUUUGCUCUAAAAUAUUUUAUUUUCAAAAGUAUUCUUGUUCAAAUGCAGAGGUACAGAUAAUGCUCGUAAUAGUUAUUAGCUUCAGUUUGAGCAAUUAGCAUACAAUGUAGUGUCCCAGAUUAAGUUAAGAUGUGCGUAUAUCUGUUCCGAUGGGUUUGCUCGUAUGCGUGUGUGAGGUUUUGUGCGUUUUCUGGAGGAUUUGCGUGUAUGAGAUUGUGUGCCUGUAUAGGGGUGCGAGCGUGUGUGUGCAGAUAUCAUACCCAUUUUUUAAACUAUAAUUUCUCCUCUAAAUCUCUUAGAAAUGCUAAAUAAAAAAAUAAUAAUGUCAUUUUUUUUUAUUAACAUGAUUUGUUUUUGUGAAUAGGGUUUACGAUAUUCGAUAUUGGGCAGGUUUAGAUAUACUGCAAAACUUUUGUGAUGAUAAAUCUUCCUAACAUGACUGUCGUCCAUGACUUUUUUUUUCGUUAGGACGCUAUUUUUCAUCGGUUUAAGAAAAACAUCUAGUAAAUAUUUGUUAACUCAAAGAGAGAGAGGGGGAGGGGUAAGGUUGAGCUUGAGUAAACGAGUAUACACCAUAAUGAUAAUGUAUUUAAGUAAGAUGAUGUUAUAAGAACCAUCGCCGAUUUUUUUUUUUUUUUUUUUUAGUUCUCAAAAUAUAGGUAUCAUUGGUUUCCACAACAUAUGUAAAUAAAAGAUAUAAAAGGUUCAGUGGAGACCGCUCAGAAGAAUUAUUAUCCUUUAAACAAAGCGCUUACCAAAGUCACAUCUUUCAGAUUGUGAAUUCUAAUCAUGUAAUGCAUUGUUGUUACAUUAGGCAUCGCUACUGCAUUACCGGUUGUAACAGUGCCUCUGUAAGCGCAUUGUUACUGCUAACAACGUUUCUGUGCGCUUAGUACUGAAUUUUGUUUUUAAAUCAAGAAAUCGCAACUAAUACAACAAAUCUAAAGAAAGACAACGUUACUUAAAAGUAUUUUGAACGUGCCAAAUAUUUCAGAAAGGGUUCAUCAUUAUCAUGCAAAUAUAUAUAUUGAUUUAUAUCUAUUGUUCUUAUAACCGACGUACAAAGGUUUCUUCACGCACAUACACACACACCCACUCACGCACAUGCCCAGACAUACACACACACAUAUGGUAAAACCUAUACCAUAUCUUAUUUACAAGCACCAAAGAAAGACAAGAUUUUUUUCUCGGUGAAAAGUGUGAUGUAUCUGUGGUAUGAACACGGUGAUACGAAUGAGUGUGUGUCAUUUUGCUCUGUGUGUGUGGGUGUAAUGAUGAUUUAUUAUGGUUUUGAUGAGUAGAAUGAAGUAUGGUGAUAAUAUGUGUAUGAAUGAAUGGUGUAAUAUAAAGCUAGUAUCACCGUUAACCCUCCAGGGAGCCACUUGGCAUGGCAAUACCCCCAGUGAUUGAAAUAUGAUAGAAAUGGUGCCAGGCUGUUUGAACGCAUAACACACUCACAUUUCACAGCAGGUAAAAAGGGCGCACAAAGAUUUGGCGUCAACCGUAUUGAUUCUUAACGGCGCCGUGCCGCUUUGGCUCUGUGAGGGUGGGGACAAGAUCUUUUUUCGCUUAAUAUUACACGCAUAGGUAAAACUUUUAGGCGGUGGAAUUUAUGAUUUUCUCCCAUUAUCUUUCUUUACCAAGGCCGAUAUGGGAAAGGAGAAUGAUUGCUAAUACUGAUAGACCAAAACUCUGCCAUUUUAGUUCUCAUACUUAAUGUGUAAGAUGUAAUUGGUUCACGUCGCAUGAAUUAUUUAGGUACCGUUUGUUUGCGAUAAUUAUGUUGAUGUGUUUUAUUACUAUGUUCGUUGUCAGGGAUUGUACUCCCACCUGUGUAUACAUGCAUCCGAAGAAAAUGAUUACUUCUUACGUAAUCAUGGUGACGUUGACUUUGAUAAUUAUGCUUAGAUACUUUAAUCUGCAACAAUUAGUUAACAUCUUGAAUAAGAAGUCGACAGUAAAUGCAUGUGAUUUGUUUAUGUUUCACCUAUAUUGAUAAUCAAAUCUGAAUAGAAUCUAUGGAUGUCAUGUUUCAUGUCUAUAGGCCAGUUAUAUUUUGGUAAGUAAGAAAACAAGGCAACUGUUGGGGUUUUUUCCUGCGUGUGUUCCCUGCUGGAAAGAACACAGUUGUCCUACAGUGUGUUCACAUACUGAACUAUGUGAAUUAUUAUUUACUCUGUGAAAUGCCCAAAUUCAACAACGUAAAGUUAUUUUGACACUGUGGACACCUCGACUGUGUUACUGCUUACAGCGUGUUCCCAUGGUUGACUACAUGUAUGUGAUUAUGUGAAUCAUACUGUUGAAAUGCUCAAAUUUAAAAGUGCGAAGGUAAUUUCACAUUGUAUGCCACACGGUGAACACACUGUGGAUCACACCGUGGGACAAUAUGAGAGUUGUUCUCAAAUCCUCUUUGUUUAGUAAAAAUUGUGAUCGAUUUAAAAUAACUUUAGAUAGUUUUAGAAUAUUCCAGAAUACACUGUAGUUAUUAUUUUUUUUCAUAGUCAUACAUCACGAACAGUAACGGGCAAUAGUAAAAUUAUACCUAACACUAGUGACAGUAUAGCAACCUAGUGGGUACAAAUCAGGAAGCAAGAGAAAUAUGCGAACCUUGCUGUGACCUUGUCAUAUCCAUGAUUAAUCGUCUUGUAAUAUUGAUUUUUUUAAAGAAAACAAUGCUUCUGUCUCCUAUAACUCUUAUGAUUCAAACUGUUAUUAAAAUAGAUUAUCAGAGGUAAGUUAAAAUAAGUAAGUCACUGUAUAAUAAUAUGUAUACCAAAAGUAAGUUACAAAGCUAUCCUGGCGAAAUAAGUAGGUGUCGGUGACCUACAAAAAGAAAACAUAAGACUCUUUGAUAUCUUGUUUUCGAUAAUUCUUUGGGCCGCAUAUAAAAUGCCAUAUUUUUAAGUAACCAUUUGUCGUGAUCAUGCUGAUAAUUGUUCCUCACUAUCAUGGAGAUUGGAAUUAAAAUUGAAAUAAGCAUUCCAUUUAGAGGAUUUGCAGAGGGUCUCAAUUUUAAUUUGAUUUGCUACAUCAAUAACAGGAAUGAAUUAUUUUCGAUUCAUGGUAUUACUCAUCCAAGCAAAAUACGAUCCUGAAGAGAUAUUCAACAUUACGGAUGUAUGGAGUAUAUACCAAGAAUAAAAAUAGAUUUUGUCCGGAUCGAAAUGUUACCCUGUAUCGGCCAUUAUUGCAUUUGCCAUUUUAUGAGAUUUCCAUUGUUGUGAGAGAGAAAUCAAUAUCUGGUCUGACCCGAAUCUCUAAAUCUUGUCAGGCUUUGAAGGUUGUAUUUGCGAUUUCAUAAGACCUCGUUAUGUAGGGAUUUGAGAAAUUAGUGUCGAAAAAAAAAAAUAUUCCAUUCUGAAAUUAUGUAUGAAUAAAUGAAAUUGUGAUCAUUCUACAUCCAAAAAACUAAAGGGAAAAUAUUGAAAAGGGCUCCAGCCUGCUUCAGAUUACAGUGUCCCCUAAAACAAAGUAGGAGUAACAAAUUUUGUUUGAAUUUGAAAGAAAUUAAGUCUUAUUUUGUGAAAAAAAGUACCCAAGGAUAAUAUAUGAAUUCAGCUGAUAUAAUGUCUUUAUUUUACAAAACAUUUCAAAAGAGCACUUUAAAAGAACCCAGUAGCUUUUGAUAUUUCACUGGCAUACCUGGUGGUUUACAAGCUAUUUAUUGCAAUAGUGGUGUUUGAUUUGAAUAUUCAUAAAUAUGAAUGCAUUGUUCUCGUUUGUGAUGAGAUGAGUACGUCAGGUAAAGUAUUGUCGAAAUAAAAUAAUGCGUACAAAACCA